This is a messenger RNA of Ailuropoda melanoleuca (giant panda), 8109 nucleotides long. It is a transcript of the gene NOTCH1, whose product is annotated as notch receptor 1. The coding region runs from base 266 to 7963 and encodes 2565 amino acids. The transcript is spliced from 35 exons. Gene Ontology annotation, molecular function: calcium ion binding; signaling receptor activity; protein binding. Gene Ontology annotation, biological process: regulation of developmental process; Notch signaling pathway; multicellular organism development. Gene Ontology annotation, cellular component: signaling receptor complex; plasma membrane; cell surface. The record is from RefSeq and is a predicted model, not a curated record. Lineage: Eukaryota; Metazoa; Chordata; Mammalia; Carnivora; Ursidae.
CUCACUAGUGCCUCGGCCGCGGGAGGGAGCGCAGGGGCGCGGGGCGCGGGUGCAGGCGCGAGCGCAGCGGAGGAACGAGCUGGGGCCUGAGCCGGGCUCGGAGGCCGCGAGGGCCCAGCGCCGUCCGCCCACCAAGAAGCAGAGAGCAGCCGCGGGCCGCCUCCACCGCUUGUGGGACCGUCCGGCGCGCGCUUGUGCGCCGGAGCCCCCGGGGUCCCGGCGCAGGAGGCCGCCACCGGGCGCAGCGGGCAGCCGGCGGGCAGGCAUGCCGCCGCUCCUGGCGCCCCUGCUCUGCCUGGCGCUGCUGCCCGCGCUCGCCGCACGAGGCCUGCGAUGUUCCCAGCCCAGUGACAGCUGCUUGAAUGGCGGGAAGUGUGAAGUGUUCCCCAACGGCACCGAAGCCUGCAUCUGCAGCGGGGCCUUCGUGGGCCAGCGGUGCCAGGCGCCCAACCCCUGCCUCAGCGCCCCCUGCAAGAACGCCGGGACGUGCCACACCGUGGACCGCGGUGGCCUGGUGGACUAUGCCUGCACCUGCCGGCUGGGCUUCUCCGGGCCCCUCUGCCUGACGCCCCGAGACAACGCCUGCCUCUCCACCCCCUGCCGCAACGGGGGCACCUGUGACCUGCUCACACUCACCGAGUACAAGUGCCGCUGUCCCCCAGGCUGGUCAGGGAAGACGUGCCAGCAGGCCGACCCGUGUGCCUCCAACCCCUGUGCCAAUGGCGGCCAGUGCCUGCCCUUCGAGGCCUCGUACAUCUGUGGCUGCCCGCCCGGCUUCCACGGCCCCACCUGCCGGCAGGACGUGAACGAGUGCAGCCAGAACCCCAGGCUCUGCCAGAACGGGGGCACCUGCCACAACGAGGUCGGAUCCUACCGCUGCGCCUGCCGUGCCACCCACACCGGCCCCCACUGUGAGCUGCCCUACGUGCCCUGCAGCCCCUCCCCCUGCCAGAACGGGGGCACCUGCCGCCCCACGGGAGACACCACCCACGAGUGCGCCUGCCUGCCAGGCUUCACUGGCCAGAACUGUGAGGAGAACGUCGACGACUGUCCCGGAAACAACUGCAAGAACGGAGGCGCCUGCGUGGACGGCGUGAACACCUACAACUGCCGCUGCCCGCCAGAGUGGACAGGUCAGUACUGCACCGAGGACGUGGACGAGUGUCAGCUCAUGCCCAACGCCUGCCAGAAUGGCGGGACCUGCCACAACACCCACGGUGGCUAUAACUGCGUGUGCGUCAACGGCUGGACGGGCGAGGACUGCAGCGAGAACAUCGAUGACUGCGCCAGUGCCGCCUGCUUCCACGGUGCCACCUGCCACGACCGCGUGGCCUCCUUCUACUGCGAGUGUCCCCACGGCCGCACGGGUCUCUUGUGCCACUUGAAUGACGCCUGCAUCAGCAACCCUUGCAACGAGGGCUCCAACUGUGACACCAACCCCGUGAACGGCAAAGCCAUCUGCACCUGCCCCUCGGGGUACACGGGGCCGGCCUGCAGCCAGGACGUGGACGAGUGCUCCCUGGGCGCCAACCCCUGUGAGCACGCGGGCAAGUGCAUCAACACGCUGGGCUCCUUCGAGUGCCAGUGUCUACAGGGCUACACCGGCCCCCGCUGCGAGAUCGACGUCAAUGAAUGCAUCUCGAACCCAUGUCAGAAUGAUGCCACCUGCCUGGAUCAGAUCGGGGAGUUCCAGUGCAUCUGCAUGCCUGGCUACGAGGGCGUGCACUGUGAGGUCAACACGGACGAGUGUGCCAGCAGCCCCUGUCUCCAGAAUGGCCGCUGCCUGGACAAAAUCAAUGAAUUUCUGUGCGAGUGCCCCACGGGUUUCACCGGGCAUCUGUGUCAGUAUGACGUGGACGAGUGUGCCAGCACGCCCUGCAAGAACGGCGCCAAGUGCCUGGACGGGCCCAACACCUACACCUGCGUGUGCACAGAAGGCUACACGGGGCUGCACUGCGAGGUGGACAUCAACGAGUGUGACCCCGACCCGUGCCACUACGGGGUGUGCAAGGACGGGGUGGCCACCUUCACCUGCCUGUGCCGGCCGGGCUACACGGGCCACCACUGCGAGAGCAACAUUAAUGAGUGCCACAGCCAGCCCUGCCGCCAUGGCGGCACCUGCCAGGACCGCGACAAUGCCUACCUCUGCUCCUGCCUCAAGGGGACCACAGGACCCAACUGUGAGACGAACUUGGACGACUGCGCCAGCAGCCCCUGCGACUCGGGCACAUGCCUGGACAAGAUCGAUGGCUAUGAGUGUGCGUGCGAGCCCGGCUACACAGGGAGCAUGUGCAACGUGAACAUCGACGAGUGCGCGGGCAACCCCUGCCACCACGGGGGCACCUGUGAGGACGGCAUCAACAGCUUCACGUGCCACUGCCCCGAGGGCUACCACGGCCCCACCUGCCUGUCUGAGGUCAACGAGUGCAGCAGCAACCCCUGUAUCCAUGGGGCCUGCCGGGACAGCCUCAACGGGUACAAGUGUGACUGUGACCCCGGGUGGAGCGGCACCAACUGUGAUGUGAACAACAAUGAGUGUGAGUCCAACCCGUGUGCCAACGGUGGCGCCUGCAGGGACAUGACCAGCGGCUACGUGUGCACCUGCCGGGAGGGCUUCAGUGGCCCCAACUGCCAAACCAACAUCAACGAGUGUGCGUCCAACCCAUGCCUGAACCAGGGCUCGUGCAUCGAUGACGUGGCCGGGUACAAGUGCAACUGUCUGCUGCCCUACACAGGAGCCACGUGUGAGGUGGUGCUGGCCCCGUGUGCCCCCGGCCCCUGCAGAAACGGGGGCGCGUGCAAGGAGUCGGAGGACUAUGAGAGUUUCUCCUGCAUUUGCCCCACGGGCUGGCAAGGGCAGACCUGCGAGGUGGACGUUAACGAGUGUGUGAAGAGCCCGUGCCACCACGGUGCCUCCUGUCAGAACACCAACGGUGGCUACCGCUGCCACUGUCAUGCGGGCUAUACGGGCCACGACUGCGAGACGGACGUGGACGACUGCCGGCCGAACCCGUGCCACAACGGCGGCUCCUGCACCGACGGCGUCAACACGGCUUUCUGCGACUGCCUGCCCGGCUUCCAGGGGGCCUUCUGCGAGGAGGACAUCAACGAGUGUGCCAGCAACCCGUGCCGCCACGGCGCCAACUGCACGGACUGCGUGGACAGCUACACGUGCACCUGCCCCGCGGGCUUCAGUGGGAUCCACUGCGAGAACAACACGCCCGACUGCACAGAGAGCUCCUGCUUCAAUGGCGGCACGUGUGUGGACGGUAUCAACUCCUUCACCUGCCUGUGUCCGCCGGGCCUCACGGGCAGUUACUGCCAGCAUGACAUCGACGAGUGCGACUCGCGGCCCUGCCUGCACGGCGGCACCUGCCAGGACAGCUAUGGGACGUACAAGUGCACCUGUCCGCAGGGCUACACGGGCCUCAACUGCCAGAAUCUUGUGCGCUGGUGCGACUCCUCACCCUGCAAGAACGGCGGCAAGUGCUGGCAGACCAACACCCUGUACCGCUGCGAGUGCCACAGCGGCUGGACCGGCCUCUACUGCGACGUGCCCAACGUGUCCUGCGAGGUGGCCGCCCAGCGGCAAGACAUCAACGUCACCCACCUGUGCCGGAACGGGGGGCUCUGCAUGGACGCAGGCAACACCCACCAUUGCCGCUGCCAGGCGGGUUACACAGGCAGCUACUGCGAGGACCAGGUGGAUGAGUGCUCGCCCAGCCCCUGCCAGAACGGGGCCACCUGCACCGACUACCCGGGCGGCUACUCCUGUGAGUGUGUGGCUGGGUACCACGGGGUGAACUGCUCCGAGGAGAUCAACGAGUGUCUGUCCCAGCCAUGCCAGAAUGGGGGUACCUGCAUCGACCUCACCAACACCUACAAGUGCUCCUGUCCCCGGGGCACACAAGGCGUGCACUGUGAGGUCAACGUGGACGACUGCAGUCCCCCCAUCGACCCCGUCUCCCGGGGCCCCAAGUGCUUUAACAACGGCACCUGCGUGGACCAGGUGGGCGGCUACAGCUGCGCCUGCCCGCCCGGCUUCGUCGGGGAGCGCUGUGAAGGCGACGUGAACGAGUGCCUGUCCAACCCCUGUGAUGCCCGUGGCACCCAGAACUGUGUGCAGCGCGUCAAUGACUUCUACUGCGAGUGCCGCGCGGGCCACACUGGACGCCGCUGUGAGUCGGUCAUCAACGGCUGCAAGGGCAGGCCCUGCCAGAACGGGGGCACUUGCGCCGUGGCCUCCAACACCGCCCGCGGGUUCAUCUGCAAGUGUCCCGCGGGCUUCGAGGGCGCCACCUGCGAGAACGACGCGCGGGCCUGCGGGAGCCGGCGCUGCCUCAAUGGCGGCACGUGCAUCUCGGGCCCGCGCAGCCCCACGUGCCUGUGCCUGGGCCCCUUCACCGGCCCCGAGUGCCAGUUCCCGGCCGGCAGCCCCUGCGUGGGCGGGAACCCCUGCUACAACCAGGGCAGCUGCGAGCCCACGGCGGAAAGCCCAUUCUACCGCUGCCUGUGCCCCGCCAAGUUCAACGGGCUCCUGUGCCACGUCCUGGACUACAGUUUCGGGGGCGGCCUGGGCCUCGACAUCCCUCCGCCUCAGAUCGAGGAGGCGUGCGAGCUGCCCGAGUGCCGCGAGGAGGCAGGCAACAAGGUGUGCAGCCUGGCCUGCAACAACCACGCGUGCGGCUGGGACGGCGGCGACUGCUCGCUUAACUUCAACGACCCCUGGCAGAACUGCUCGCAGUCGCUGCAGUGCUGGAAGUACUUCAGCAAUGGCCGCUGCGACAGCCAGUGCAACUCCCCCGGCUGCCUGUUCGACGGCUUCGACUGCCAGCGCGCCGAGGGCCAGUGCAACCCCCUGUAUGACCAGUACUGCAAGGACCACUUUGGCGACGGGCACUGCGACCAGGGAUGCAACAGCGCCGAGUGCGAGUGGGACGGACUGGACUGCGCGGAGCACGUGCCCGAGCGGCUGGCGGCCGGCGCGCUGGUGCUUGUGGUGCUGACGCCGCCCGCGCAGCUCCGUAACAACUCCCUGCAUUUCCUGCGGGAGCUCAGCCGCCUGCUGCACACCAACGUGGUGUUCAAGCGCGACGCGCAUGGCCAGCCCAUGAUUUUCCCGUACUACGGCCACGAGGAGGAGCUGCGCAAACAUCCCAUCAAGCGCGCAGUGGACGGCUGGGCCGCGCCUGGGGCUCUGCUCGACCGGGUGGAGGCCGCCCUGCUCCCGGGUGGCGGGGCCGGCCGCCGGCGCAGAGAGCUGGACCCCAUGGACAUCCGCGGAUCCAUCGUCUACCUGGAGAUUGACAACCGGCAGUGUGUCCAGUCGUCCUCACAAUGUUUCCAGAGCGCCACGGAUGUGGCUGCCUUCCUGGGUGCACUCGCCUCGCUGGGGAGCCUCAACAUCCCUUAUAAGAUCGAGGCCGUGCAGAGUGAGACCGUGGAGCCGCCCCCGCCCCCACAGCUUCACUUCAUGUACGUGGCCGUGGCCGCCUUCGUGCUGCUCUUCUUCGUGGGCUGUGGGGUGCUGUUGUCCCGCAAGCGCCGGCGGCAGCAUGGACAGCUCUGGUUCCCCGAAGGCUUCAAGGUGUCAGAGGCCAGCAAGAAGAAGCGGCGGGAGCCCCUUGGCGAGGAUUCCGUGGGCCUCAAGCCCCUGAAGAACGCCUCAGACGGCGCUCUCAUGGAUGACAACCAGAAUGAGUGGGGUGACGAGGACCUGGAGGCCAAGAAGUUCCGGUUUGAAGAGCCGGUGGUUCUUCCCGACCUGGACGACCAGACAGACCACCGGCAGUGGACCCAGCAGCACCUGGACGCUGCCGACCUGCGCGUGUCGGCCAUGGCCCCCACACCGCCCCAGGGCGAAGCGGACGCCGACUGCAUGGACGUCAACGUCCGAGGGCCAGACGGCUUCACGCCCCUCAUGAUCGCCUCCUGCAGCGGAGGGGGCCUGGAGACGGGCAACAGCGAGGAGGAGGAGGACGCGCCAGCUGUCAUCUCGGACUUCAUCUACCAGGGAGCCAGCCUGCACAACCAGACGGACCGCACUGGCGAGACCGCCUUGCACCUGGCUGCCCGCUACUCGCGCUCCGACGCGGCCAAGCGCCUGCUGGAAGCCAGCGCAGAUGCCAACAUCCAGGACAACAUGGGACGUACCCCGCUGCACGCGGCCGUGUCUGCCGAUGCACAGGGAGUCUUCCAGAUUCUCAUACGGAACCGAGCCACAGACCUGGACGCCCGCAUGCAUGACGGCACAACACCGCUGAUCCUGGCUGCCCGCCUGGCUGUCGAGGGCAUGCUGGAAGACCUGAUCAACUCGCACGCCGACGUCAACGCCGUGGACGACCUGGGCAAGUCUGCCCUGCACUGGGCCGCUGCCGUGAAUAACGUGGAGGCUGCCGUCGUGCUCCUGAAGAACGGGGCCAACAAGGACAUGCAGAACAACAAGGAGGAGACACCCCUGUUCCUGGCUGCUCGGGAGGGCAGCUACGAGACCGCCAAGGUGCUGCUGGACCACUUUGCCAACCGGGACAUCACAGACCACAUGGACCGCCUACCCCGCGACAUCGCACAGGAGCGAAUGCACCACGACAUCGUGCGGCUGCUGGACGAGUACAGCCUGGUGCGCAGCCCUCAGCUGCACGGCACCGCCCUGGGCGGCGCGCCUACCCUGUCCCCGCCGCUCUGCUCGCCCAACGGCUACCUGGGCAACCUCAAGCCGGCCGUGCCGGGCAAGAAGGCCCGCAAGCCCAGCACCAAAGGCCUGGCCUGUGGCGGCAAGGAGGCCAAGGACCUCAAGGCACGCAGGAAGAAAUCCCAGGACGGCAAGGGCUGCCUGCUGGACAGCUCGAGCGUGCUGUCGCCCGUGGACUCCCUCGAGUCUCCUCACGGCUACCUGUCGGACGUGGCCUCACCGCCCCUCCUGUCCUCUCCGUUCCAGCAGUCCCCGUCUGUGCCCCUCAGCCACUUGCCCGGCAUGCCUGACGGCCACCUGGGUGUCGGCCACCUGAGCGUGGCUGCCAAGCCCGAGAUGGCAGCGCUGGGUGCGGGUGGCCGGCUGGCCUUCGAAGCGGGGCCGCCGCGGCUCUCCCACCUGCCCGUGGCCUCCAGCACCGGCACCGUCCUGGGCACUGCCGGCGGCGGGGGCGGUGGCGGGACCGUGAAUUUCACCGUGGGCGGGGCCGCAGGCCUGAACGGCCAGUGUGAGUGGCUGUCCCGGCUGCAGACUGGCCUGGUGCCGAACCAGUACAACCCACUGCGAGGGAGCGUCGCGCCGGGCCCCCUGGGCACGCAGGCCCCCGCCCUGCAGCACAGCAUGAUGGGCCCGCUGCACGCCGGCCUGUCCACCACGGCCGCGCUGUCCCAGGCGAUGAGCUACCAGGCCCUGCCGAGCACGCGCCUGGCCGGCCAGCCGCACCUGCUCCAGGUGCAGCAGCCGCCGCAGAACUUGCAGAUGCAGCCGCCCGGCGUGCAGCAGCCGCCGCAGAACUUGCAGAUGCAGCCGCCCGGCGUCCCGCAGCCGCAGAGCCUGCAGCCGCCCGCCCCGCACCUCGGCGUGAGCUCGGCCGCCGGUGGCCACAUGGGCCGGAGCUUCCUGGGCGGGGAGCCGAGCCAGGCCGAAGUGCAGCCGCUGGGCCCCAGCGGCCUGGCCGUGCACACCCUCCUGCCGCCGGACAGCCAGGCCCUGCCCACGGCCCUGCCUGCCACGCUGGCCCCGCCCAUGACCACCGCCCAGUUCCUGACCCCGCCCUCGCAGCACAGCUACUCGUCCUCGCCCGCGGACAACACCCCCAGCCACCAGCUCCAGGUGCCUGAGCACCCCUUCCUCACCCCGUCCCCGGAGUCCCCGGACCAGUGGUCCAGCUCGUCGCCGCAUUCCCACGUCUCUGACUGGUCCGAGGGCAUCUCCAGCCCGCCCACCAGCGCGCAGUCCCACAUCGCCCACAUUCCGGAGGCGCUCAAGUAAACAGCCGGCGCCCCAGCGGGACCCUGCGCUUCCUUUCCCAAGCCCUGCUGGGCGCGUGCGUGCUCUGCACAGACACCCGGACGGACCAGAGGGGCUUUUUCUUAAGAAACAUGCUUUUAUACAAAAUAAAAGGACAAGGAUUUUAA